AUGGCCCGGCAGCCGGCUACAAAGGUGCCCGUUCCACCUACGCUGGGAGAGGAUGCGGCGGAGCGCAAGCGAGUCUUGAAUAUCCUAGCGCAGAGAAGAUAUCGGAAGAGAAAAAAGGAGAGGCUCCAGGCGCUAGAGUCUCGUGCUAAAAGUUCCGUACUUCCUGGGGACACUGUCGUGUCUAACCAGCAAGAAGGCCAAUCUAGUGGGACCCCUUCAGAGGCCGGGAAUCUUGCGCAUGAGGCACCGAGGCAUCUGUCUGCAGAAAGCAACUUCAUUUCCUCUAGUGACACCCAUUUUGCCGGUGUGGCCGACCUCGACUUCAAUUAUAUGGAUCCAUCGAUGAACCUUGGCUUGAAUGACGAUGAAACAGGCAACAUGCUCUAUACUACACUAUGGCCCAAGUCUCAAAGCUUGACUUCACUCAGCUUGCCAACGUCAGAGAUUCUCCAAUCCGACAUAUCUUUCGCACUUCCCGCCACAACUGCCGGGGACACGUUUUGGGGCCAAUUAGCAGGGAGUUCAGAUUGGAACUUGGAGUCUCACGAUCUUGUCAAUGUUGAAAAUCACCUUGCAGAGUCGUUACCGCUCAACAUGGAUGGUACAUACGAUCUCUCUGCCGAGCUGCAGGCCGAUGAUACUUCAUUCUUCACAUUCCCCGAUGACCGAAUACUCCAAGUUCCUUCGCUGACACUGCUAAACGCUGCUAUGAAAGUGGCACAACGAUUGAAUAUCAACGGUUUGAUAUGGGACUUUACCGCCGUCAGUCCUUUCUAUAGCCCUGCCAGCUCAAGUAGCUCCAUCCCUUCGCCUCCCUCCCUGCAAUCGGGCCCAUCAACCUCCGUGGCAUCACCCACAAGCUCAGUUGAUCUGACAGAACUUCCACUGCACCUCCUUCCCACGCGGACUCAGCGUCUGAUUCCGCACCAUCCAAUUAUUGACCUUCUCCCUUGGCCAAGUACUCGAGAUAAACUCAUUCAAGUCUUUCAGCUCCCCGUCAAUCUGCGGCCACCGACCGCUCAAGACCCAAUGGGUCUUGUCCGACUGGUAUACGACAUGGAAGAUGAGGGUGGUGAAGGGGUGAGGAUUAACGGGGAUGACCCUUUCGAGCCCUCUGUCUGGGAGAUAGGACAAGUUGUAUUCGAGAGGUGGUGGUGGGCAUUUGAGAUAAGUGUGGUGGAAAGGAGUAAUCGGGCAAGGGGCAAUAGGGGAGAAAAAAUAUUAUUAUUGGAAGGCCAAAACUCAUGA
Molecule: messenger RNA, 1248 nt
Organism: Penicillium brasilianum
Lineage: Eukaryota; Fungi; Ascomycota; Eurotiomycetes; Eurotiales; Aspergillaceae
Source: the annotation of a GenBank genome assembly